UAGAUUUCUUAAACAAUUCUUAAACCUUUUUUAAUUUAAUUAAACAAAAUAAAAUCCCCCUUUGCCCUUUAUAAUGUAGCAAACUCAAGUCACUCACUGCUACCUCCGAACCACCGCCACCACCACCACCGCCGCCAAAUCUCUCUCUGUUCUUUUUGUUCUUUUUUUACCACCCAUCAAAUCAGAUAAUUCAAUUAAAAUUUUGAUCUAACCCUAAUUAUUUUUUUAGUUUUUUUCUUAAUUUGUUUUGGACAAAAUUGGUAAAGAUUCAUCCUUUUUGAGUACCCACAAGGGAUAUUCCAGAUUUUACGUUAAUUCUUUAGUUUAUGUCGACCCUUUUGUUUUCUCAUUUUUGUAAUUCAUUUCUUGAAUUUAGGGUUCAUUCUUAGUAAAAUCUUUUAAAUUUCCAAAGAAAUUGGAGAUUUUUAAUUCAAAUUAGAUACCAUCUUUAUUGAUGGUGUAAUGUGAUUCAGCUACUAGUUAUGUUAAAGAAUCGCCAUAAUCAGUAUAAAGCUCUGAUCAUGGCUUUUACAACUCGUAAUGAUUAUUUACUCAAGGGUUUUCAUAACCUGCCACAACCCAUUACUUGUUCUUCAUCAAUUAUUCCUAUUUCAAGGAUUAAAACUGUUAAUUGUAGUAUUGUUAGUGGUAAUUUUGAUUUUAGGAUAAGGAAUUGCUGCUCUGAUUCUCAGAAACCAUUAGAUAAUGAUCAGAGAGCUCGUGCAUUUGUUUCGCCGCGCCAUCAAUUGGUGCGUGAUUUGGAGAAUAGUAGUAGUUUCAGCAGUGAAAAUGGUAGAUAUAUAAAUGGUAAUGGGACUUGCCAAGGUGGUAAACCUCACGGCUUCUCGGCGUAUCCUGUCACUGGAAAUAUUGUAGUUGCUGUUGAUGUUGAUGAGGUUCUUGGGAACUUUGUAUCAGCUUUGAACAGAUUUAUUGCUGAUCGUUACUCUUCCAAUCAUUCAGUAUCAGAGUAUUAUGUCUAUGAGUUCUUUAAGAUAUGGAAUUGUUCACGGAAUGAAGCUGAUAUGCGUGUCCAUGAGUUCUUUAAGACAUCAUAUUUCAAGUCCGGAAUCUACCCACUCCCAGGUGCUCAGAAAGUGGUUCAUAAGCUGUCAAGAUUUUGUAAACUGUCUGUUGUGACAUCUCGGCAGAAUGUUAUCAAGGAUCACACAAUUAACUGGAUAGAGAAGCACUAUCCAGGUAUAUUUCAUGAGAUUCACUUUGGCAACCACUUUGCUCUAGAUGGGGAGUCCAAAUCUAAGUCCGAGAUAUGCAGGUCCUUAGGUGCAACAGUGCUAAUUGACGAUAACCCUAGAUAUGCGGUUGAGUGUGCUGAAGUCGGAAUCAAGGUUUUACUUUUUGAUUAUGAGAACUCGUAUCCUUGGUGCAAAAUAGACUCGGUUGAUCAGCAUCCCUUGGUCACUAAAGUUCGCAAUUGGGAACAAGUGGAGCAACAAUUAGUAUCAUGGUUUUCUUAGUCUUUGUUGAUUUGAAAACAUGGACUCAUGAGAUAUCAUCGAUCAGUUCUUGAUAUAUGACAACUGAUACUGGUGCCUGGAGCAUAGGUUGAUACUGCCAACGAAGCAGACCUUCUGUUCUGGUUAUUGGGAACACGUAUAGAGAGGGCGGCUGAAUAAGGUAUAUGAGUAGCAACAAAUCUACGAAGCAAGCUAACGAUCUUGUUUAUUUCAUUCUCUAGAGGCAAGGCACGUAGAUAAGAAGAUAUUAGGGUGCUAUUCAAUUGUCUUAAUGUGAUCAAGCCAAACACUGGCUGUUUGUGCUCCUCAUUUGGAUAUAUUAAAUCAUGUCUGUUACUUUUUCAAA
Molecule: messenger RNA, 1824 nt
Organism: Mercurialis annua (annual mercury)
Lineage: Eukaryota; Viridiplantae; Streptophyta; Magnoliopsida; Malpighiales; Euphorbiaceae
Exons: 6
Coding region: 483-1478 (331 amino acids)
Biological process (GO): deoxyribonucleotide catabolic process
Molecular function (GO): 5'-nucleotidase activity
Source: RefSeq, a predicted model, not a curated record